This is a messenger RNA of Anopheles stephensi (Asian malaria mosquito), 1257 nucleotides long. Its product is annotated as ubiquinone biosynthesis O-methyltransferase-like. Lineage: Eukaryota; Metazoa; Arthropoda; Insecta; Diptera; Culicidae. The coding region runs from base 283 to 1170 and encodes 295 amino acids. The record is from RefSeq and is a predicted model, not a curated record. Gene Ontology annotation, molecular function: 2-methoxy-6-polyprenyl-1,4-benzoquinol methyltransferase activity. The transcript has 2 exons. Gene Ontology annotation, biological process: ubiquinone biosynthetic process.
GCUAAGGUUGAAAAGGCUGCGCUUGAACGUGAUGUCUAGGUUCAUAUCCAUUUUGGAGCUCGAAUUCGUGCCACUGUUGCGUGUGGUGAGUUGCUAGCUUCGACUAAAAUAGACGGUGGGGUGCCAUUGGCGGCCCCCUGUGAAGUGGGAAUCCAAAGUAAAGAAUUUUAAUAACCCUUUAAAAGCUCUAGCAAACCCUAGGAACAGUAUCAGUCGUGUGAUCGCUUCGGAAGUGUUAAAGUGUAUCGAAAAAAAGGGAUUUCUAUUGCCAAGCCAGCCAAGAUGGAGGGUACCGAUUCAGUGACGGAAUCGAGCGGGUUCGUGAUCUUCAAGCUGGUGCUAUCGUUCUUUCAAUUUGUGCUGGCAAAAUUCUUCGAGAAAGCUUCGAUCGCCUUCCUCAGCCUGAUGGAGGGACUGACGAUGAAAAGCACGGCCGAGGAUCAAAUAGCGACGUUCGAUCAACUCUCGACCCACUGGUGGGAACCGACCGGACCCAUGAUUCUGCUGCACAAGUUAAACAAACUGAGAGUUCCUAUGGUCGUGGAAGGUCUCGUCAAGGUGGGAAAACUCGAUCGAAAGCAACGGUACACUACCGACUCCUUGAAGGGUCUCACGAUUUUGGAUGUUGGUUGCGGUGGUGGAAUCUACACCGAGGCACUCGCAAAGCUGCACGCAACCGUAGUCGGUAUCGAUCCGGCCCGGCACCUGAUCGAGGUAGCCAAAGCGCACGCAGAGAAGCAGCCGGACAUUAAGGAACGCUGCCAGUACUACGAACAAUCGCUCGACGACCAUUGGCAGGGUGCGGUUGGCAAGUACGAUGUGGUCGUACUGUCGGAAACGAUCGAGCACAUGGUGGACCAGAGCACGCUGCUGAAGCAGGUCGCCGCUGUGCUGAAACCGGGCGGUUCCGUAUUCAUCAGCACCUGGAACAAAACCAACUGGUCCUGGCUGCUGGCGGUGGUAGUGCUGGAAAACAUCAUGAAACGACUGCCGAAGGGUUCGCACGACUAUGAUAAGUUUAUUUCGCCCGAGGAAACGGAAGCCAUCCUGGAGGCGUACGGAUGUCGCACGAUCGAGCAGAGACCGUUCUACCUGAAGUUCUGGGAAAGUGAGUGGGUCUGGGUACCGUUCAAUAAGCUAACGUAUGCGUUACACGCGGUUAAACAGUAGACUCAUGCUCAAGGUAAACGACACACGUGUGAUGAAAUCUGGAUCAGCUUAAAAUAAAUAAAUUGCAGAGGUACUGCAGAAAGCACA